Molecule: messenger RNA, 606 nt
Organism: Prunus armeniaca (apricot)
Lineage: Eukaryota; Viridiplantae; Streptophyta; Magnoliopsida; Rosales; Rosaceae
Source: the annotation of a GenBank genome assembly
AUGGAUGGAGUGCCACCAAGGGAAACCGACAGGAGAGACAUCUGUGGAGUCAAAAAUGGACCUUAUGGAAGCCCAAGCCCAAGCUGUCAGCGUGGAUGCGUUAAGGGACUAGCCUUGCAGGGUCGCCCUUACUUGCCCUCAAUUUUAAUGAUUAUUAUCUGUUGGAACGUUAGAGGUGCUGCUUGCACCAAAUUCAGACCUACCGUGAUGGAGUUGAUCCGCAAUCACCAUGUUGACAUCCUUGUCCUCUGUGAACCUCGAAUUAGCGGAAAGAAAGCUGCCGACACAAUGAAGUCGCUUGGGUUCCCUUGCUAUGAAAUUGUCGACUCUAUUAGUUUUUCUGGAGGUCUUUGGCUCUUAUGGAAGGACACGAAUGUUAAUAUUGAGAUCAUUGGCACCACUGACCAAUCUAUUACAACUUGUGUGACUAGUCCUGGGAAGAGUCCUUGGCUUCUCACUACUAUAUAUGUAAGCCCUUGUGGUCCUAAACAAGAAAAAUUAUGGGAGUAUCUUGAUUUGUCAGUAGCUGCUAUCAACUGCCAUGGGUUCUUGCUAGAGACUUUAAUGAAAUGUUGCAUGUUGAGGAUAAACUGGGAGGUGCUCUGA